CAUGUCGUCACAGUUCCAAUAUGGACGGUCAGCAUCGACAGCACGAUUUUCUAUCCUAAGAUAGUGAACAAAUCACGCAACUCCCCCGACUCAUAAUCACCCUGAAAUUUAAUUUAUUAACUAAUUAUGUCGGAUUAUUUCAAAUCUGCUUUUGGUUAUCUGAAUGGCAAUGGCAGUACUAAUGAAUACGUGGGACAAGUGGUGGAGAUCAACAAUGUGAAAUUACGAGUUAACAGAUUAAUUGCUGAGGGUGGCUGGGCACUCGUAUAUGCCGUCGAGGAUCUAGCCACAGGCAAGGAGUAUGCAUUAAAGAAAUUGAUUGCAGUUGACGAGGAAGCAAAUAAAACUAUAAUCCAAGAAAUCGAGACACUGAAGAGGCUCUCAGGUCAUUCAAACAUAAUCCAGUACCUAUGCGCCCAGCGCUUGGAACGAGAAGAUAAGAAGUCAUGUGAAUAUCUCUUAGUGACCGAGCUAUGUCCCGGAGGUACCUUAGCUGAUGUGCUGAGGUGCCUUACAACGCCUCCAUCGCUCCCCCAGAUCUGCAAAAUAGCUUAUCAAGCAACACGAGCAGUCCACCACAUGCACAGUCAGCAGCCCCAACCAAUAGUUCACUGGGACAUAAAACUAGAGAAUUUCCUACUUUCAGAGGAAGGAAUACUAAAGCUCUGUGACUUUGGGAGUGCUUCCACGCAACAGAUCCUCCCAGACCCUUCUUGGAGUGCCCAGAGACGUUCUACCCUCGAGGAUCAAAUGUCCAGGUACACAACUCCCAUGUACAGAUCCCCAGAAAUGAUGGACACGUGGAACAAUGAACCAAUAGGUCCCCCAGCUGAUUGCUGGGCAUUAGGAUGUAUUCUCUACUCGUUAGUGACACUGCGGCAUCCCUUCCCGGAGGGUAAUAAACUCGCCAUUGUAAACGCCAAGUACUCACCACCACCCCCUAAUCCUCGACUAUCCUGUCUGCACGACUUAAUCAGAGGGUGCCUGGAGGCAUCGCCCAUCACACGAAUGACAACAUCGAGCUUGUUGGAACGCCUAGCAGCUAUUGCUGAAUCAAAUAAUUUUGACCCCAGGGAACCAGCCAAGAUCGAAGCACCUCCUCCCAGACCUAAUAAUCCACCUGUGCAAAAUUCAACUCCGCCACCUAGACCAUCACCACCAGUUGCACAGCAGCAAAUACCUGCAGCACCUCCUCGACCUUCGCCAAACUAUCAAACGAAAAGUCCACAGGUUCAGGCUGGCUCUGGACUCUUCAGCUCUCUUCGGGGUGGUGCUGGUAGCAUCCUCAAGAAUCUCAAGGACACCUCCAGCAAGGUAAUGCAUACAGUCCAGCAAAGUAUGGCUCGUAACGAGCUCGACGCCAGUUAUCUGACAUCGAGGAUCCUGGUGAUGCCAUAUCCAGUCGAUGGAAUUGAGUCAGCUUAUCGAGCGAAUCACGUGGAAGACGUAAGGGCCUAUCUUCAAAGUAGACAUCCACCUCCAGCGAAAAUUCAACUUUAUAACCUAUCCCGAGGACGACCCAAUGUUACGCGGCUCCCUGGAAAGCACAUUGACUGCAAUUUCGCUUAUGCCACACCUGAUGCAAAUGCUCCUCUACUAUCCGCUCUCUAUCAGAUCUGUCAGGACAUCUACAGAUACCUCGACGCAGACUUCAAUCACAUUGUCGUCCUCUAUUGCUCAGACGGUUGCAGAGCAAGUGCAACAGUUGCCUGCGCUCUAUUACUGUACUCUGGAGUAUUAGCAACUCCUGAGGAAGCUAUCAAUCUAUUCACAACACGGAGAUGUCAGCCUCCAAUUCUUCAGCCCUCGGAGUUUAAGACUAUUAAUUACAUGAGUAUAUUGCACUCUGGGGUGCAUCCGCAUACAAGGCCUCUAGCACUUAGAUCUAUUAUUCUUCAACCGGUUCCAUUGUUCACUAGGGCUAGGGAUGGCUGCAGACCCUAUGUUGAAAUUUACAGCAACGGAGCUCUGGUUUACUCUACUAAACGCGCUGAGUACGAUGAGAUGAAACUUUUUGACAUGAUGGAGGGAAAGGCGUGUUUAAUUCUUGGCGAUGCCACAGUUAGGGGGGACGUUACCCUCGUUAUUUUUCAUGCUAGACAGCAAUUGGGAAGGGUUAUUGGGAUUAAAAUUGCUGCGUUGCAUUUCCAUACUGGGUAUGUGCCUGCCAAUGAAUCCACUUUGGAGUUUGAAAGGAAAGACUUGGAUGAUACACCAGAGAUUGGUGGGCAAUUCAGGAUAAUACUGAAUGUCAUGAUCGGAGAAGAGAGUACGAAAACCUCGAGGAUUCCAGCUCCCUGGGAGGUAGAAGCCUCUCGAGUCGAAAAUUUGACUCCUGACCCACUCUUCGCCUCGACUCUUGAGAUGGAAGAAACCCUGGAGAACUUUAGAACAGUUUCUCAGCCUAAAAGAGCCCCAGAGAGGCCUCCUCCGCCUGUAGCCACUGCCCCAGUGCCUGAGGAGCCCCUCAAUACUCCAGAUCCUGAUCUUCCAACAGAAGUGGAAGAACUCAUUCAAAAUUCAGUUAUAGAUUUCGAAGAGGCUGAUCUCCUUAACCUGGGGACGUCCUCUGAACCAACCAACAACGUGAAUGUAGUUAAGCCAAAUCCAAAUCUGGACAUAUUUUCAGGCCAAGCGCCUAGUGACAUUUUCGGAGGAUUUGCAUCAUUUUCACAGCCAGAAACAGAACAAAUUUCCAAUGACAGCAAGACCGAUCUACUGUUUGGGAAUCAGGGAACUGGCAAUGAUCUCUUAUUCGGACAGAAUAAACUCCAAAAAUCAUCGCCUGGUGAUUUUCUGUUCGAUCCAUUGGGCUCCACAGGUGCCAAUGAUCUCGUGGGCAGCUGGGGUGGGACAAAAGGUACAACACUGAAGACCCCCGGUGAGGAACUACCUCGCAACUCCAGUGUUCCCAAUUUCUCAGCUCAGAACAAAGAUCCAUUUGCUAAUUUAGCUGGAUCACUAGGUGCUGGACUGAAUUCAAGUUGGAAUGGCACACCACGUGACUCAAAUACUCCACAAUCGUCUAGUCCAGCUGCAACUGGUACUCCAGUACAUUCUAGUCCACGUAUGCACAAUAAGACAAAUCUCAAUAAUGAGGGGAAUAGCGAAUCUGUUUUUAAUAGUAGUAAGACGACCGCUAAAAGUGGCGAUGCUUUUGAGGAUUUGCUGGGAAGUCAGGGUUACAAUUUCUUCAGUUCGAGAAAAGCUGACAAGGACAGCCCCAAGACUAUAAAUCAGAUGCGGAAAGUCGAGCAGGCGAAGACUAUGGAUCCUGACAGGAUGAAAGUCAAUGAGUGGACUGAGGGAAAGAAGGGUAAUCUCAGGGUACUUUUGUGCUCCUUGCAUACGGUACUUUGGCCGGAGGCUGACAGAUGGCAGAAGUAUGAAAUGCAUCAGCUGGUUUCUCCUGCUGAUGUCAAGAAGGCGUAUAGGAAGGCUUGUCUUGCUGUGCAUCCUGAUAAGCAAGCUGGAACUGCCAAUGAGAACAUAGCAAAGCUCAUCUUCAUGGAACUGAAUAACGCAUGGAGUGCAUUCGAGAGUGAUGCGUCCCAGCAGAAUCUUUUUAGUUAAUUCUAGCAAAAACGUAAUAUUUAAUUAAAUAAUUAACUGAGUUCCGCUGCUAUUCCACUGUUCCUCAAAUUAAAAAAAAAAAGAUAAAUAAAAAGAGAGGAAAACUUAAUUUCACUGGCUCAUAUCGUGAUAGAAAUAUUCAGUUCGAUGUAAGACGCUAAGGGAAAGAAAAAAAAUGUAUAUCCUCGAAGGAAAUAUAAAACUUUACCGCAUUCCAGACAAUGUUACUAAUAGUGGAUAGUUGUACUAUCUGAAUUGCUCUAAUCAGGCAUAUUCCAUUGGAAAAGUUCUUUCUCAUUGAAUGAAUUUUGGAUUUUUUGUUUGAAGAAAAAAAUGAAAAAAGUAAGUUCAGAUUCUCGACUCUUUUUCUUUAAAAUUUAUAAAUGUAUAUAAAUCAUAAAUGUAUAUGAAAAAAACCUCCCGAAAAAUAAACAUUAUUUUCUGGUUGAUCCACAGAUCAAA
Messenger RNA from Diachasmimorpha longicaudata, 4035 nucleotides. RefSeq names its product cyclin-G-associated kinase (gene aux). Gene Ontology annotation, cellular component: cytoplasm. Gene Ontology annotation, molecular function: AP-2 adaptor complex binding; protein serine/threonine kinase activity; ATP binding. Gene Ontology annotation, biological process: positive regulation of Notch signaling pathway; protein phosphorylation; regulation of clathrin-dependent endocytosis. The record is from RefSeq and is a predicted model, not a curated record. The coding region runs from base 127 to 3573 and encodes 1148 amino acids. The transcript is spliced from 4 exons. Lineage: Eukaryota; Metazoa; Arthropoda; Insecta; Hymenoptera; Braconidae.